This is a messenger RNA of Papaver somniferum (opium poppy), 1668 nucleotides long. Its product is annotated as glucan endo-1,3-beta-glucosidase-like. Gene Ontology annotation, molecular function: hydrolase activity, hydrolyzing O-glycosyl compounds. The coding region runs from base 38 to 1414 and encodes 458 amino acids. The record is from RefSeq and is a predicted model, not a curated record. NCBI's taxonomy places the organism in Eukaryota, Viridiplantae, Streptophyta, Magnoliopsida, Ranunculales, Papaveraceae. Gene Ontology annotation, cellular component: plasma membrane. The transcript has 3 exons. Gene Ontology annotation, biological process: carbohydrate metabolic process.
UUUCUCUGUACCUCUUCACCCUCAUUCACACGAUAGCAUGGCUAAUUCCGCUGCCAAGUUAACACCUAUUCUCUUCAUCUCCCUCCUCUUAUUUCUCUCGCAGACAUUCACCAUCGUUUUCUCAAUAGGUGUUAACUAUGGCACUCUUGCGAACAAUCUUCCACCACCAACCCAAGUUGCAUCAUUCCUCAAAACCAAAACCACCAUUGACAGUGUCAAAAUCUUCGAUACAAAUCCAGAUAUGUUGAGAGCUUUUGCUAAUACUGGUAUUUCCGUUACCGUUACUGUUGGUAAUGGAGAUAUCCCAUCACUUUCGCAACUCCAGAAUUCACGUAACUGGGUCAAUGCUAACAUUGCCCCAUUUCAUCCACAAACCCGAAUCAAUCGAAUCGUGGUUGGUAAUGAAAUCAUGGCAACAGCAGAUAAAAAUCUGAUUAGUAAACUCGUUCCAUCUAUGAGAUCUCUUCAUCAAGCUCUUAAACUCGCUGGUAUUAACGAUAUUCAAGUUACCACACCUCACUCACUCGGUAUUUUAUCAUCUUCAGAUCCACCGAGUUCUGGUCGAUUCAGACGUGGUUAUGACCGAGUCAUUUUUGCUCCAAUGCUUCAAUUUCUUCGUGAAACGAAAUCACCUUUCAUGGUUAACCCUUAUCCAUAUUUUGGUUACUCGCCCAGAGAUAACAAUUACGCGCUUUUUAAACGUAACCGGGGAAAACAGGAUAAAGUUACAGGGAAAACGUAUUUUAAUAUGUUUGAUGCUCAAUUAGACGCGGUUUACACGGCAAUGAGUAAAUUAGGAUACGGGGAUGUGGAUAUUGUUAUCGGUGAAACGGGUUGGCCAUCCAUUGGUGAUCCGAAUCAACCUUAUGUUAAUAUGGAGAAUGCUAUUUCAUUUAACUGGAACUUGAUCAGGCAUGUUGGUUCUGGUGUUGGGACUCCAUUGAUGCCGAAAAGGAAGUUUGAGACAUAUAUUUUCUCAUUGUUCAAUGAGAAUCUUAAGCCUGGUCCUACUGUGGAGAAAAAUUGGGGUCUGUUUCAUCCAGAUUUAACACCAGUUUAUGAAGUUGGCAUCAUGCGAGGUAGACAUGUUAGACAUGCCCCAGGACAAGGUUCCAGCCCUGCUACACCUACACCAGCAUUACCUGCCGGUAAGCAGUGGUGUGUACCAACUCAAACAGCCACUGAUGCCCAACUCCAAGCAAACAUCAACUACGUGUGUAGCCAAGGAACUGUGGAUUGCAAGCCUAUACAAGCAGGUGGGGCUUGCUUCAAUCCGAACUCGCUCAAGGCUCACGCUGUUUACGCAAUGAAUGCCUACUAUCAAAAAUCUGGCCGCCAUGCCUUCAAUUGUGACUUCAGCAAAACUGGUGUCAUCACUUCGGCCGAUCCAAGUCAUGAUACUUGUAAAAUGUAGAUGAGGAUGUUGCAACAAAAAUACUUCUCGAACUAAAUUAAUAGAUCAAGAAAUGGGGAAUCGCCCAAAUCCUACACGCCUCAACAUGUUUAAGUUUACUUCUAGGUCCGUUUCUUCCGACUAAAAACAUUGGAUCUCCCUAAUUAUUAGGAAGAAUUAGUUUGAAAUAUCAGAGAGGGAAAGGAUAGAGGCUUUUGUAACUCUUUCAUCCCCAAUCAAUAUAUUAUUAUUUAAUAGAUAUAUCUUCUUAUUUA